This is a messenger RNA of Paramecium octaurelia, 880 nucleotides long. Lineage: Eukaryota; Ciliophora; Oligohymenophorea; Peniculida; Parameciidae. The record is from the annotation of a GenBank genome assembly.
AUGUAAAAUAACUCAUUCAAUAGUGUACUUCAACAGAACAAUAUUAAUUAUUAGUAAAAGGAAAUGCACUAAAAUUUUUGGAACUCUAUCGAUUAAAGGAAAGACUCAUCCCCAUUAACAUAUGAUUAUUGGAACCAGAACAAAUAUGAUACUAUUUUAGACAAUGACAAUGUUGAAUUGUGUUAGCCUCAACUUAAAAAUAUGAUGUAUGCUGUAGAUCUAUUUUAGGAGCAUCUUAUCAGAAAAUUUUAAUGAGGAACCAGAAUCACCCACAAUUAUGAAGUUAAACAAUCAGAGCCAAGUAUAAGAGGACAAUAUAGAUGCCAACAUAAAAUUGCCAAUCAUUUAAAUUUAAGAUCAGCAAUAAAGAACAGACGAUCUCUGCUCUCAAACUCUGGAACAAAGAAGUAGAAGAAUUCGCAAAACAAAGCCUAAUCCUACUUUUAACACAACUCAAGACCAUAAUUAGGAUUCCGAUCACCACUCUUAAUAGCAGGAACCAAACACAACUCCAUGCAAAUGCACUAAGUCGAACUGUCUUAAGUUAUAUUGUCAGUGUUUCCACUAAAAUAGACAAUGCACAGAACUUUGCAAAUGCUUUGCUUGCAAGAAUUGCGAUGAUCAUCUCCCAGUUAGACAAACAGCAUUAGAAAAAAUAAAAAUAAAGUCUCAGCGAUAAACACAUGAUGAUGACUUAUUUGAUAGAUCGAGAGUCUGGGGAUGUAAAUGUUAAAAAUCCCAAUGCUAAAAAAACUACUGUGAAUGCUAUAUAAGAAAUCAAAAAUGCUCAUCCAGUUGUAGAUGCAAAGAUUGUGCUAAUAAGAAAAGAAUACCAGUGCAAUUAAAGAAAAAAAAGAAAAUUGAAACUGUUUCCAAUUGA